Daphnia magna is the source of this 3242-nucleotide messenger RNA. It is a transcript of the gene Psa, whose product is annotated as puromycin-sensitive aminopeptidase. Lineage: Eukaryota; Metazoa; Arthropoda; Branchiopoda; Diplostraca; Daphniidae. The record is from RefSeq and is a predicted model, not a curated record. Gene Ontology annotation, molecular function: metalloaminopeptidase activity; zinc ion binding; peptide binding. Gene Ontology annotation, biological process: peptide catabolic process; proteolysis. Gene Ontology annotation, cellular component: cytoplasm.
AUGACAACACUUUUUUAUUUGUCAAGAGGGACACGUUUGGCUCUAUCUCGGAACAGAAUAUUAGCCUCAGGGGAAUUAUUGCAAAGCUUUAAGCUUGAUCGCUACCGCGUCGUCGUCUCCGGCCUCGUGCUGUCAAAUCAGCUGGCCGUGUGUCCAUUUACGACGUUAGCCUAUCGGCCUGUCUAUUCGUGUCAGAGGUUUUCACAGAUACGUGGAUUUGUGACAGGUAGAUCAGAAACUAAAGCGAGCAGCGAAUUCGAACAGCAAGGAAAAGAAGAAUUGAAUUGUAAAAUGCUACCUGUCAAACCUUUUGAACGUCUGCCUAAGACCGUUGUACCCGUUCACUAUGACAUCACUAUUAAGCCUGAUUUGGUCAAACUCGUCUUCGAAGGGCAUGAAAGUGUCACGCUGAAAGUAGUUGAACCAGUGGACCAAAUAAUUUUGAACUCUCUGGAAUUGGAACUCGAAAACAUUAGGAUUGUUGACGAAGCUGGUCAAGAGACUAAUAUUAGCAAAGUUGUGCUUGAUGUAGAAAAUGAAAAGGCGAUAUUCAAGCUUGAUUCUGUGCUGCAGCCCGGACAGUACCAUUUGAAAUUGGGUUUCAAGGGAGCCAUUAUUGACAAACUGAAAGGUUUCUAUUGCAGCAAAUACCUCAGUGCUGAUGGAGAAGAACGGUACAGUGGGGUAACUCAGUUUGAACCCACAGAUGCCAGACGUGCUUUCCCCUGCUGGGAUGAACCGGCUGUCAAAGCUACUUUUGACAUCACCUUGGUGGUGCCCAAGGACCGUGUGGCCUUAUGCAACAUGUGGUGUUCCGAGUUGCCUUACGAAGCUGAUCCUAACCUGCACGUCGUCAAGUUUGAUCGCACACCGAUCAUGUCGACUUAUCUCGUUGCGUACGUGGUUGGUGAAUUUGACUAUGUCGAAGAACGUUCUGCUGACGGCGUUUUGGUUCGCUGUUAUACUCCAGUUGGCAAGAAAGAACAGGGUCGUUUCGGUCUCUAUGUCGCCGCGAAAGUCUUGCCGUAUUACAAAGAAUAUUUUGGAGUCGAAUAUCCCUUACCCAAAAUGGAUCUCGUUGCCGUAGCCGAUUUCGCUGCUGGUGCUAUGGAGAAUUGGGGUCUAGUGACAUACCGAGAAACUUGUCUCUUGGUUGAUGAUCAAAAUACGUCAACACAAAGACGUCAGUGGGUGGCGAUAGUCGUCGGUCACGAACUUGCCCACCAAUGGUUCGGCAAUCUUGUCACCAUGGAAUGGUGGACUCACUUGUGGCUGAAUGAAGGAUACGCCACUUUUGUCGAGUCUCUUUGUGUCGACCACCUCUUCCCCGAGUUCAAAAUCUGGACACAGUUUGUCACAGACACUUCGACACCAGCCUUGGAUCUUGACAGUUUAAAAAAUUCGCAUCCCAUCGAAGUCCCUAUCGGUCAUCCAGAAGAGAUCGAUGAGAUUUUUGACGACAUAUCAUACCACAAAGGUGCUGCCAUAAUCCGCAUGUUGCACAACUACAUUGGAGAUGACGAUUUCCGACGUGGAAUGAAAUUGUACCUGACACGACACAAGUACGGCAACACUUUCACCGAAGAUCUGUGGGCAGCAUUGAGUGAAGCCAGCAAAAAGCCGGUAGGAAGCAUUAUGUCUGGCUGGACCAAGCAGAUGGGCUUCCCAGUGAUUCGAGUGUCGGCCCGUCAAGAAGCAGACAAACGAAUCUUGCAGUUAAGUCAGCAGCGAUUCUUAGCUGAUGGCACCAAAGAUGAAAACAACACCAUGUGGAUGGUACCUAUUGAAAUCGCCACAUCACGUUCGCCCACUACGCCCAGCAAGUCGUUCGUCUUGGAAGGAGAGACGGCUGAAGUUGUCCUAGAUGAUAUUCGACCUGAUGAAUGGUUUAAGAUGAACCCAGGCCAGGUUGGCUUCUAUCGUACCUGCUAUGAACCUGAACUGUUGAAGCACUUGGUCUCGGCUAUCGACCAUCAAACUCUUCCACCCCUCGAUCGUCUCGGUCUAUUGGAUGAUCUUUUCGCAUUAGUUCAAGCCGGCCAUUCGUCUACGGUCGAAGCGCUGACACUGUUGGAAGCGUUUGCCAACGAAGACCAGUACACUGUCUGGAACCGUGUCUGCAGUGCAUUGAGCAAAUUGUCGCACUUGCUGGCCUACACUGAACAUCACGAACUGUUGAAAAGUUUUGGUCGUCAAUUGCUGGGCGGUAUGACCCGUAAACUUGGCUGGGAAUCAAAGCCCGACGAGGAACACUUGACGAAGCUCUUGCGCAGUUUACUUUUGGGCAGGAUGGCCAUGUUUGACGAUCCGGAAGUGAUCGCCGAAGCUGAGCGCCGUUUCCAGUUGCAUAUUAAGGGAGAAGAGCAAAUUCCAGCCGAUUUCCGUUCGACUGUCUAUAAAGCUGUUUUACGAACGGGCAGCCGAUCCAAGUAUGAAGAUCUCUUGCGAAUUUAUCGUGAGGCGAGUCUACACGAAGAAAAGGAUCGUGUUGCUAGCGCAUUGGGCACAAUCAAGAACGAAGAAAUCCUCAAAGAAGUGCUCGCGUUUGCCAUGUCGAAUGAAGUGAGAUCACAAGACACAGUCUUUGUCAUCUCUUCAGUAGCGUCCAGUAAACUUGGCCGGGACUUGGCCUGGAACUAUUUCAAGGACAACUGGGAUCUCUUCAACGAGCGUUUUAAAGGUGCCUUCCUUUUGGUGCGGCUCGUCAAAUCUUUGACGGAGAAUUUCGCUUCUGAAGAAAAGGCCAUUGAAAUUGAAAACUUUUUCAAGGAGCAUCAUUGUGUCGGAACUGAGCGUACUGUCCAGCAGAGCGUUGAAUCAGUACGCCUGAACGCAGCUUGGCUUGGCCGUGAUGCUGAAGCCGUUGGCAUUUACUUGACGAGCAAAACAAAUGCUGCUGCAGUCGAAUAGAUUUUGAAUAGGACGAACCCUUUUUUCGGUGUAUUUGCCCUCCCUCCUUUGUGUUUAUCACUGGAGCUAACAACAAAAAAACAAAAAGAGAACUACAACCAGUCAACCCGUUGAUUAUUGAUCCUCUCGUUUUUUUUUUUCUUUCUUAUCCAUUUCUUGAAUUGGUUUCAGUUAUUCAUUUUUGUUGUCAUUGAAAUUUCUUUUUGUAUUUUCAUUCACACUGCUGGAGGUGCUGUGAUUUUUAUUGCGGUCCAUCUCCAUCCCUCAUCAAAGUGAAAGAAAAACGACAAAAACAAACCAAUGCUCGAAAAUACAAUUUAGUUUUUUUUUUU